Molecule: messenger RNA, 4164 nt
Organism: Polyodon spathula (Mississippi paddlefish)
Lineage: Eukaryota; Metazoa; Chordata; Actinopteri; Acipenseriformes; Polyodontidae
Gene: lrch3
Product: leucine-rich repeats and calponin homology (CH) domain containing 3
Exons: 22
Coding region: 34-2556 (840 amino acids)
Molecular function (GO): protein binding
Source: RefSeq, a predicted model, not a curated record
GUGUGCAUCCAGUUAGUGGGAGUUAGCUGUGUAAUGGCGGCCGUAGUGUUGUUGUCUGUGGAGAGUUCCGGUCCCGGGUUCGGGAUCGGCGGCCAGAAUAACAGCGGAACCGGAGCGUCUGGGAACGGCCACGGGGUAGCGGGACCUGCAUCAUGGAACCGUUCUUUGGACCGGGCCCUGGACGAGGCGUCCGUGACUGGCUCCCUGAACCUCAGCGGCAGGAAGCUAAAGGAGUUCCCGAAAAGCGCCGCAAACCACGACUUGACUGAUACAACUCAGGCCGAUUUGUCCCGAAACCGGCUGUCAGAGCUGCCGAUGGAAGUGUGCCACUUCGUGUCCCUGGAGAGCCUGAACCUCUAUCAGAAUUGUAUCCGGCAGGUCCCUGACUCAGUGCUCAACCUGCAGUCACUCUCCUACCUGAACAUCAGCCGGAACCAGCUGUCCACCCUGCCCGGGUCACUGUGCAGCCUGCCCCUCAAGGUGCUCAUCGCCUGCAAUAACAAGCUGCUCUGCCUGCCAGAGGAGAUAGGACAUCUCCGCCAGCUCACAGAGCUUGACGUGAGCUGCAACGAGAUCCAGACGCUGCCUUCUCAGGUUGGCCAGUUGGAGGCGCUGCGGGACCUGAACAUCCGCAGAAACCACCUGGCCCGGCUGCCAGUGGAGCUUGCAGAGCUGCCACUGGUCCGGAUAGAUUUCUCCUGCAAUAAAAUCGCCACAAUCCCAGUGUGUUACCGGAAUCUGAGGCACCUGCAGACAAUUAUACUGGAGAACAACCCUCUUCAGUCUCCCCCUGCACAGAUCUGUAUUAAGGGCAAAAUUCACAUAUUUAAGUACCUAAACAUAGAGGCCUGUAAGACCGCCCCUGAUCUGCCAGAAUAUGACAGAAGACCGGCUGCCUUCGGAUCCUGUCAUGAAGACCUGUACCCCAGCCGGACGUACGGAGCGCUGGACUCGGGGUUCAACAGUGUGGACAGCGGGGACAAGAGGUGGUCUGGGAAUGAGCCCACAGAUGAGUUCUCAGACCUGCCGCUGCGAGUGGCAGAGAUCAAAGAGCAGCGUCUGCGCAGAGAGAGCCAGUACCUUGAGAGCAGGACUGGGACACUUGUAUUCAACGGGACUGUGGAGCAUGAUGUGGAGCAGAUUGACUUCAUAGACAGCUGUCCCACAGAGGAAGAAGAUGAGGAGGCGCGUACGCACAAGGGGGCCGAUCGAGACAGCCUCAGCUCACAGUUCAUGGCAUACAUCGAGCGCAGGAUCAGCCACGAGGGCUCCCCGGUGAAGGCCAGUCCCACGAGGGAUUUGUUACGAACAGACGAUUCACGGAGAUGCCAUCCCCUCCCCAGCAGGAAUGGUGGAUGCACAUCGCCAUCAAGUCCCUACAACCAGUGUUCUUACAGAGGUCAGGCCGGGGUGGAACGAGCCCGCAGAGAGGCCCAGCUGGCAGCGCUGCAGUAUGAGGAGGAGAGGCAGAGGACCAAGCAGAUCCAGAGAGAGGCCAUCCUGCACUUUGUCAAGGUAGACCCACCUCCUCCCUCCUCUACACUCCCGACUGUCCUGGACUUCAAGCACAAAACGACACAGAGCCCCACAAAACAGAGCCCCACAGACAGUGAGCGCCUUUUCCCCUCCAGACGUUCCCAGCACACGGACGACUCAGCGCUCUUAGUGAAUGGGUAUCAGCCCCUCAUGGUGUUUGAAAUAGACACUAACACCAAUACCAUUAAGAGGAGACCAGGAACUCACAAACAGUCUCUCUCUGGGACGUCCCAGGAUGGUUGUGCCUCUCAUGUCUCUCCUGCAGCAGCAGUUCCCUCCCCCUGCUGUCCACUCCAGCAGAAUGAUGAGAGAUCCCCGCUUUCACAGAGUGCCUGUUUCCUCCAAUCAGCCCUCCAAUCACCUCCCUACCCUGGCCCUGCUUCCUCGCCCUCCUACCGAAGCCCCUCCCAUCGCCCCGAGAGCUUCCUGUUCCGCGCGGCUCUGAGAGAGGAGGUUAAGAGAGCAGUGACCCCAGUGCUGUCCCCUACAGCCGCCGUGUCCUCCACGUCCCCUGUGUGUCCGGGGUUCGAUUCUGAGGAGCCGAGGAGCCCGCAGAGCGAUGGGGAGCUGGGAGAAGACGCUCCGCUUGCAGAGGAGCUACGCAAGAAUAUCGAGUCCCGGUUGAAAGUGUCGCUGCCUAGUGACCUGGGGGCGGCCCUGACGGACGGAGUGGUGCUCUGCCACCUCGCCAAUCACGUGCGGCCGCGGUCCGUGUCCAGCAUCCACGUGCCAUCUCCCGCUGUGCCCAAGCUGACGAUGGCGAAGUGUCGACGGAACGUGGAGAACUUCCUGGAGGCAUGCCGCAGGCUGGGUGUGCCGCAGGAGAGCCUGUGUCCUGCAGGGGCUGUGCUGCAGGGUGACCCCAGCUGCCUGUACCGGACACUGGAAGCGCUGCUGUCUAUCAGGAUCCCCCCUGCAGCCCCUGCCUCAGCGCCGCUGCUGGCCGGAUUCGCUCUGUUUUACCUCACUGUGAUGUUUCUGCUCUGCGCACUGUACUACCAGCUCUCUGUGCUCUUCUAGCUCUCUGCGCUCUAAGGCUCUCUGACCCCUGCCCUUGUGGGGGGGGGACAAGCCACCAGCUGUGUCGGGAGACGAGACAGAAAGUUCAUUCAGUUGUACAUUCCAGGGAUCCCGAUUUGUCCAUGGGGAUUGUGAUCGCAUCCUUUCAUGCAUGUCCAGACCUAGGGCUUAGUAGAUCCUGUAACUUUGAAUUAGACAUUCUCUUCAAGUAAUAGCACAAUGUAAAAAUAAAAUUAAAAUACUAUGAGAGUAAUGCCUUAAUGGUACAGCAUUUUUUUUUUUUUUACUCUACUCAGGAUACUGUUAAGUAGCACAAGAAACUGAAUUGAAUUAACAAUGAAAUUCAGGAAAUGCCAUUGCUUUCCAGUACCCUGUUCCCCUUCACUGACACAGAGCAUCGGGUGGCUUGGUCACUCCCCUGGGCAGGAUGCUGUGGCUGGCGUCAGCUACAGUUUGUCUUGCUGUGUGUUGCUAUGGACUGCCUAAUCUUAUGCAUUCCUUGGAGUCUGGACAGUAAACCUGUUACAGGCCUGGACAACUAACUCCCUGUGGCUUGAACUGAAGCAUCGUCUAUAGCAUUUUAGAGUUCCUGCUGUAGGCGAUUAUUCAAGCAACCCGUGGGUUACACAGACCCCAGCUUGUGUCUGAGCAGAAGAAAGUGUCUCGCGUUUUCAAAGGCACCCUGAGCUUCCUUCUCAAGGGCUUGUGAUGAAUCCUCGGCACAAAACAUCCUCCAGACCUCCACUGUGAAUGGCACUGAUGGGGGAAAUCAGAUCUGAACUAUCUUUUCGUUUUGUUCGGGUUUCAUACGGUGGGUUGAAAAAUACACAAGUAUUGUCAGAACUGUUCCCAAUGUAAUCGCCAAAAGUCCUACACUGCGUUGUGUUUGAUUGUUUCGUGUACAUCAGCAAGACUGGAAUUUAGCCUAUUGAUUGUAUAGCUUUAUAUUAGUGUGAAGAAGAAAGAAAACAAAAUCUGUAACAGAAAUGCCAUGUUAGUAGUUGCAUCGGAUGAUGUCGUGUUUACUGAGAUGAUAACCGUGGAAAAAAAAAAGAAACAGCAGGGAUUUCAGUAUGACUGCAUCUAAAGAGGAGCGGUUAUGAAUUGUUAAGCAGGGGAGUGUCUGUGUUUUAAAUGUGUGAUUUACCAUGUGUGCACAGGGUCAGUUUUUUGCUUAGCUUGGCAAUCCCUGCAAGGAUAUUAAAGGCACAGUCCAAUCCAGGUUUUGUAUCCCCUGAUCCUCUGUGCAUCCUGCUGGAUCUCCUAGCUGCUCCUGACCCAGAGUGAAACAGCCUGUUCUGUAGCUGGUAUUUAAGAUACCAGGCUUUGGUAAUGACUGCUUUAACGAUGAGAGAUGAGAAAUGACAGAAGUGUAUUAUUUUGCAAUAAGACUCCAGUGUGUUUGUGUUGCUGUGAUGCCUCAAAGCUGUUCCAGUGCCUUUGUGUCCUUCCCUGGUGUUUACAGAUGAAAUGAGUUUGUGUUUGUUCCAAUGGGGACACGGUAUGAUAAGGAGAGAUCUGUUGCUCUGAGUGCAUGUGUAUUACCUUCAUGAUGACAAAGUGUUCCUUCUGUAAUGAGCUUUAUCAAUAAAUGCAACCUGUUUGUAA